This is a messenger RNA of Parasteatoda tepidariorum (common house spider), 4012 nucleotides long. NCBI's taxonomy places the organism in Eukaryota, Metazoa, Arthropoda, Arachnida, Araneae, Theridiidae. The record is from RefSeq and is a predicted model, not a curated record.
GAUAGGCCUGUUUGGCACAUCCAUCAGAUGGAGAUAACCCAUGGUACCAUUGGAUCCAGUUCUAAUUUGACUUGUGCUGCACAUUCACAACCUCCUCCAGUGUUCGAAUGGUUUCGAGAAAGAGCGUUGCUUGGCAACAGUAAAAUAUAUAGACUAAUAAACAAAAAAUGGAAAAGUAUCCUUCAAGUCAGCAUAAAGGAUUCGUCUGUUUUCGGAAGCUAUCAAUGUGUUGUCAGUAAUAAUAUGGGAGAAAUAAAGAGAAUCAUUAAUUUGAUCGAAGGAAUUCAUCCUGAUCCUCCAAGUUUGAAAGUGAGAAGUGACGAACCAGGAGUUUUAAAAAUGAAUUUCCUACCUCCACCUCCCAUUGAGUUUCUGCCAAUUUUAGGAUACAGAAUUGAGUGGAAACUUUCGUCAGAGAAGGACUGGUAUCAGGCUCGAUACCGCCAAGCUAGUGAAGGAGAUGAAUUCAUCAUACAGGAUCUUAGCUUAGAAAGUGACUAUUCGAUUCGAAUAGCUGUUCGGAAUGUUGUUGGUUACAGCAAUUAUUCGAACAUUAUUGUUCAGAGGACUAAAGGUUUGCUUGCCGAAACUGUGGUAGACGGAUAUAGCCUAUCUUCUUUAAAUUCAUCGUCAACAUCGUCGAAAAUAACGAGUGCAUCAAUCAAUGGCUUCCCCUUAAGCUUCUACAUAUUUAUAUUGCUUCGAUUUCUCUUUUUACAAAGUUGUUGAACAUUUUCUGCGAAGAAUUUGUGUUUUCUAUCUGCGAUAUGUAUUGUGGUUGAUGAUGGUCGUGAAGCUCUUCUAUAAAUGUUCUGCAGGGUGAUACAAAGUAUUUUGAGGCCGAACAUUAAGUGUCGGCACACUCCUUGUGAGAUUAAAUGGCUUUAAUAAGUAUAAAACUAUGAUGGCUUUAAUAAGUAUAAAACUAUUUUCAUUUUUUUAGUGUUCCGCUUUUUAUCAGCAAUCGGAGUUGACUUGCAUUUGAGUUGUCGCAAUUCUAACUUUUCUACACCUUUUGAUGCUAUGAUUAAGAGAAUGCCAUACCAUGGCAGAAAUACUUCUUACCAAAUUCUCUUUCACCCAGAUAUGUAGUUAAAACUUUAACAGUAUAGAAAAAUAGAGUUUAGGUAAACCUAGAGUCAUCCAUAAAAUUUCAAAUUAUUGUUUUUUUUUCAAAAUAUCAAACUACACACAAAUGACAACAGAAUUACUCAGGAUUACAAAGUGGGAAAAUAAUCUUGCCAUAAUUUAUAUUGCGCAAAAAAAUGAGCAGACCAACCACAAUUUUUUUUUUUAUCUAACGAUCUGAUCUUCACUUUUUAGAAAUCAGUCUUAAUAGUUCGAAGGAAUGACAUCAAAUAUGCUAGUUAAUUAGUGUAGGCGAAUUUAAGUUACGAAUUCAGAUACAGAAAUGUACUUUGUACUCUGAAUAAACAUAACUGUUUUUCAACGGAUUUCGAAUCCUGAUUCCGUUUAUCCAACGAUAAUUGCAUUCAAAAAUAAAAUUUAAUAAAUAUUUAUUAUUUUUUAUUAUUUUCUUUACAAAUAGUUUAAAAAAAUUUAAUUGCAAAGUACACAAUUUCAAAGAAUGCAAUUUUACAUGGCCAAAUACGAGAUUUGAGUGAAAUCGGUGGAGCAGUCCAGAGAAAUUGAAUUUUGAAAAAGCAAUAUUUUUACUGUACUUCUAUUUUAAUAUUUUGAUAAGCAAUUUCAACAUCAUGGUUUAUUCCAGGUUUACCUAAAUUUAUUUUUCUCCAAAUUUUAAAAUACCAAUGGGGGUUCAGUAUCCAGUAUAGCGUUUCUCCAAAAAUUGUGGCAUUUAAUGCUACACCCAUUUCAUAUACACCGGGGAAAUAAGAAUUUUUAAAUAUUUUUGUUUCAUCCAUAUUUAGAUCAACAAAAAUCCGUGUCACUGUUAGCCACCUCUUCUCAUUUCAUCAUCGUUAGAAAGCUUGAAUUUUCUCCUCUGGAUACAGUCCUCUCAAUUGAUCGAUUCAUUCAGUCUUCCUCAAUGAAAUAUGCAAAACUCAUUUUUACCUCCUCAUGGCUAAAUAUAAAGAUAAAAUUCUAUAUAAAACCAAAAUUGGGCUAUGCGCUUAGUGACACGCAUCAUUGGAAAGACUUUUAUAUUUGAUUUAAAGAAAAACAACUUCAGAACAGCUUUUUCAGUUAUACCUAGAGCUAAAACGUGUUUUAGAUUCAACAGCAUAACAGUAAUCGGUAAAAUUCGUGAUUUGUUCAUGAUCCGUUUUAUUCAAACGAAUCGUAAACUUCGAUUUGUUAUCAUGUAGUCUGUAUCAGUUGAAUAAGUUGUAUUUAAAAAAUUCGGCGCAUACAUAUAACAUUUUUCCCUUUUUCGCAAAACAAUGUGACUUUUUAAAUUGCCUGAAAUAGCUCCUAUUUUGGUGUAUUAUUCAUACACACAUUUGAAAAAUAAAUAAAUAAAGACUUCUCAAAAUAAUAAUCAUGAUAUAGAACAAAUUAUAUCGAAUAUGCAGUUUUUGUUUGGGAAGAGCAGAAAAAAGGUGACUUCCAAGUCAAAAUAAAUCAAUUACGCACAAUAUCAGAAAAUUCAUUUUAAUUUUUGCGGAAUCUUUUUAUAAGGACUUAGAACACCUUAUUAUACAUCUAGAAUGUAUUCGUUACACUAAAAAAGCUUUCUUAGAAUAAGUAUUUGUUGUAUUAAGAAAAACAUGCGCUAGUUUUAUUUUAAAACUUGCUUUCUAAAUUUCUAGCCUCGUUUAAAUAAAAAAUAAUAGUUAAACAGACAUCUCAUUUUGUAAGGAAUAAUUGUUAUUUUGUGAUAAGUAUCUACAGAAUAUUCAUGAAUAAAGCUGCUGUAAACGAGCUUCGUAUUCCUUGUGUCGUUCUGACUAUAUUUAUGCAUUUAAACUCAAAUUUUAUUUGCACUUUUAUUGUAAGAACUUUAUAGCAUUGCUUGUAAUAUAUGCAAGAUUUUAAGCAAGUGAAUAGAUUUAAGGAUGGCACCGUCAGAAAAACGAUGGGCACUGGAUAGAUGAUGGGACAGAAAAUUAAAAAAGUGAUCUCGAGGUUUAAAAUAAUCUCGUUUUAUUGCAGAGGCAAAAUUUAAACAAAACAUAAAUAAAAUAUAAACAUCAAAUAAAAAAUUUUUAUUUAUAAUUUCACAAGCUACAAUAGCCAAAAAUAUUCAGUAAAAAAAAGCUAGUAGUUUAAGAAACAUAUUUUAAAAUGAAAAUUUUGUCAUAGCUUUAAAUGUUUUAGUGGACCGUUGAUUAUCUUCACACGCCAUGGAACGAUUUUCUGAUAAAUUCUUAUGCACAAUGUUCUGCAAUCACCGAAUCCUUGUACAAAAUAAAUUAAUAAAAUAUGCGUUCUUGGGAUAGCAAAUUGUUAUUUAAACAAACGAAGAAAAAAUAUAAUUUCGGUAUCAAAAUUAACUAGUCCUUAACGUGAGUGUAAAUAAGUACGUAAUGUAAAAGCAAAUAGCGCAUAUGAUAAGUACAGAUAUGAAAAUAUCUAUACUUAUUUAAUUGGUGGAAAAAAAUGACGAAAAAUAAGGAGAUAUGAAAAAAUUCUUCAUCUGUCAAAUGAAAUGAUUUUGAUUCUUAUAACCUGUCUUCCUUGAUGAUGAUUGACCAAAUAUUUCAAAAUUUUUUUUGCUUCAAUUAUAAUUCAUAACCACCUAAUUUAUAAUGUCUUUUACUAGUACUUUAAAAUUAUGUACGAGAUGAAGAAAUCUCGUAUAAAGAGCUGUGAUUACGGAAUACCCUGCAUGAAUUUCUUUUUCAGAGAAAAAAGUAUUUUUUUAUUACAGAAAUGCUCGUUUAAAUGCUUAAUUUGCUCUUCAUCAUGGAUGCUUGGUUAUGCAGUCGAAUGGAAAUUUCUGGCGCCUUAUUUUAUUAAAAAUUGUUUUUAUAAUUAAGCUUUGUUUCUACAAAUUGUUAUUGAACAUCAGAGCUAUGAAUUUUUCUGUUCAUAAUUAUGGAGCUUAGAAAAUAUUUUAGAUAAAAAAGGUUUAUUUUUUUCCUUA